UGGCUUUAGACUCCUCAAUCCUCAACCCGACGCGGCGGUGUGCCCCCCUGCUUUUUUUUGGCCUCUCCUCUCCGUUGGCGACGCAUACAUCCGGCGAGGGAGCGGAAGAAGUCAGUAAAUUCUGUCGCUCCAAUCCGGACGAGGAGAUGCCGCGGAUCCCUCUGAUCAAGUUCCCCAAGCGGAAUCUGAAAGCCCCAUCCGCGCCAGUGCCGUCGCAACCCGCAGAUCAGCACGCGACCCUCAUGUCCCGGUUGGGGGCUAAAGCAGAGGCACCAUCUUCUGGAGGGAUUAAAAAUUACCGCUUUAGUUCAGAUGUGCCUUCCCCACCGUCGCAUACUGCUGUAGGAGGUCAAGCUUCACUCCUUCCUAAGCGUAAACCUCUGACUGAAGAAGAGAUUGAGGCUAUUAUGAUCCAAUCAGUAUUGAGAAGCGGCCAAACUAUGGGCGUGUUUGGCAUGGCUCUGCUCCACCCCAGAGCAGCUCUACUCCAAAACUCUGGGUGGAGCAGCUCUGCUCCAGAGUUUAGAUUGUUUCUCAUAACCGGUGGCAGUGGCGGGUAAAUAACUCCAAACUCCAUGACUAAGGUGUUUUUUGGAGUUUUCGGAGUAGCAAAAGAGCUGGGUGGCUCCAUCUGAUAUCACCUCAUAUGAAUUGGAAUUUCUAGGAACAUCAAUAAGAUCGCAUACCCGGACUUAUUGCCUUCGACCUCUGUUAUUGAAGUCAUGUUGAUACAGAAUUGGGUUUUUUUUUUCUAAUUCUCUGCAAGUCAGUUGUGGAGACAUUAAUUUCCAGUAUUCUGCACAUGUAACUGACCAAAUCGUGAACACAUUGAGGUCCUUGAGGAAGAAGUGUUGAUCAUGGAAUGUUUUUGCAUCUGAUUAUUUUGUAUUGAUGUCUUGAAUUCUUGCCACACCUGAAGAUCUGAUGAUCAUGCCUUUUGAAGCAUGCCUAUUUUUUUGAA
Messenger RNA from Zea mays, 961 nucleotides. RefSeq lists its product as uncharacterized. NCBI's taxonomy places the organism in Eukaryota, Viridiplantae, Streptophyta, Magnoliopsida, Poales, Poaceae. The record is from RefSeq and is a predicted model, not a curated record. Bases 147 to 560 code for a protein of 137 amino acids. The transcript is spliced from 5 exons.